AUGUCAAGGAAUCAAAGUUUGGAAGUGAUUAUGGAUUCCAUGGGAGCGAUGCCAAGACAUUCAUCUUAUAAUGGCUUCACAUACUUAGCCGUCUCUCUAUUAUUUCAGAUGCCUUUAAUGGAAAUCAUAUUUGUUAUGGGACUCCUUAUACUUGUUUUAGGAAUUUUGCUUCAUUUCGUUGAACUGAAAGCAGAUUUCUUUCGACUGAGGCGUCAAUUCUUAAGAGAAGAAAAGCUUAGAAUUGAAAUGGAAAGAGAAGAAGAACUGAGGAAUCGUACGCUCGCUCUGCAGACCGCCAACGGUUAUAGCACUGGCGAUGAGACAGAUAUGGCUGGCAAUGGGCUCUUCAAUCAAAAUUAUGCCACUAAUGGCUCUCAAAAGGCCACCUUUCGGUUCAAUCAUCGCAGACAUACCCUUCUCAUCGAUUGCCGCACCGAUAUCUUCAGCAUUACAGACCACACCGAAGACAUCCGACACAUCCACAUAGACAUCGAUUUAGACCUAAUUAUAGCCAAAUCUCUGACCUUACAAUGUAUUGACCAAAUCGAACCACAAAAUGAAACAACUCUUUCAACCAAUUCAUCGAUCGAUACAAUCACUUCAUCCACACCUCAAGCCAUCAUUGAUUUGAUAUCUCCGCCAAACACACGAACCCCACUAUUCCCUCAACCAUUGGCAUCGAGUCUAGCAUUUAGUCCGCCUGACAGACAAAGAGCGCCGUUAUCUUUGACACAACUCGGAGUUCCCAUCAAAACAAAUCGUUUUGGAUUAGAUCCACUCCAUUAUCCUUUCAAACCAACAAACGCUAACUUUCAUGCAAUUCGUCCCCAAAAUCAUCAAUCGUUUAAUCGACGAAUCGGUGAAAUAAUUGAGAGCACAACUCGUCGUCUAGUUAUGAAUGAGACACAAGAUGUGGUCAACAAAGAUAGAAAUGCAGCGAAUGGUAAACCGACGAACGGCUCAACAAAUAAAACACAUCUCAAUAUUGACAGCAAAUUACAAACUCAUAGAAAUGGCUCGGAGUUAGAGAUGAAAGAUGUGGACAAUUUCUCUCCAAUGCCUGUCUAUAAGAGUGAGUCAAUCAUUGAUAAAACGGAUGGAGAGGUUGUGUCGAUGACAACACCUAAAGGUACAUAUCUUCACAGCGAAGACUUCGCAAAAAUGCUUAAUAAUAUGUAUUACCAAAAGCCUGUGAAAACGUUCGCUCCAAUGAUGCAUCGAUUUGAUCCCAAAAACUUUUAAAUAACUUUUAUUUAUGUUUUUUAUAUAGAUUUUAUUUGUUUUAAUACCAUAUUUUCAUAUCAACACAACUAAUAUAUAUUUUCAGG
Molecule: messenger RNA, 1328 nt
Organism: Medioppia subpectinata
Lineage: Eukaryota; Metazoa; Arthropoda; Arachnida; Sarcoptiformes; Oppiidae
Source: the annotation of a GenBank genome assembly